AUGGUUUCGUCUUCUGAAGAAGAGGAUGAAUCCGAAUCCGACCGGUCUUGCCCAAAUGUCAAGCCCUUGGCGUCCAAGCCAAUGGUUGGCUCACAAAAAUCCACCUUCAGAAAGCCCAUAUCCGAGCUCAAUGCUACUGGCCCGGGAUUGCUGGUAAUGUUAACAGGGUCAAAACGUGCUCCUGCAGAGGAGAAAGCGAGUGAGGUGAAGGAUACGACGAGGUUGAAGCCGAAACCAGAGCCUGUGAUUUCAGAGAAAAAGUGGAGUGUUACUAAUGAUGAUACGAAGGAAAAGCUAUUUCAGAGGCUAUGGAGUGAGGAUGAUGAAAUUGUAAUUCUUAAAGGGAUGACCGAUUACGUGGUGAAGAAAAAAUCUGAUCCAGCUGCUGAUUUGAAUGCAUUUCGUGAUUUCAUUAAGAAAGAUUUGAAUGUGGAUGUUACCAAGGUUAAGCAGCAAGAUAAAAUUAGGAGGCUGAAGAAAAAGUACGAUAAAAAUAAGAGUAAGGAGAAGCAGGGUAAGAAAAGGACUUUGGCGAAGGCCCACGAGCAAAAAGUUUAUGAAUUGUCGAAAAAGAUUUGGGGGAAAAAUAAUGGGAAUUAUAGUGGAGGUGAAGCAUUUAAGAAUCCUAAAGGGAAUGGGAGUGCUGUGAGGAAGACUCUGAGUAACAGGACUGUUAAAGUUGAAUGUGGGGAUUUGAAGGAAGCAAAGAGAGAGGAGAUUGAGAAUGGUGAUAUAAAGAUGGUGGCGGUGAAGAGUGAGAAUUUGGAAGGUGCUAAUGUGGGGAAACAGGGUUUAAAAAGUGAGGCAGAAUUAUUUGAAAGUGAUAAGAUGGUUAAGAUAGCAAGAGAGUGGAGAAAGUUGGAAAUGGAGGAGGCUGAGCUCUAUGUCAAGAAGCUGGGCUUCAUGUGGAUGCAAAUGAAGGCGGUUUUGGAUGCAUUGAAGUCCUCAGAUAACUAA
Fraxinus pennsylvanica is the source of this 957-nucleotide messenger RNA. Lineage: Eukaryota; Viridiplantae; Streptophyta; Magnoliopsida; Lamiales; Oleaceae. The record is from the annotation of a GenBank genome assembly.